AUGUUGGAGAUGUCGUGUGGUUGGUCGUUCAUCAAACUACUGAAUGACAACGGAACCCUAAUUGCCAACAAAGCGUACAGAUUGCCAGUGAAUGGAGGCUCACCAUUUGAGAAGGGCGUGCCAUUAGACAGGGGUUCAAAUCUUUCUCUCGCAGCCAGCAAGUUUUCUCUCUCCAGCAAAUCCAAAGGACCUCCCAUGAUCAGCAUCAAAAUGAUCUCUCCAUCCAAGACUCAAACACGUUAUAUAGAAUGUCUUCCUGAGCCAAUCGUCGGACCAACCUGCCACCUGGAGUAUUUCUUCUACUUGAGGCACAUCAUGCUCGAUGUUCAAGUCAGGUUCAAGACUAACCUGCAUUCAACUGACCCAGUGCAUUCUCCGUUGCUGUCAUCGUUUCUGGACGCUGCUGAGAGGGCUGAGUUGAUGGAUGUAUUCACGAAGUCAUUGAUCCAGCUGAAGAGGACAUUCACAUUCGUCUUCAUGGAGAGUGUCUACCCCCUCCUCCACAUCUGCCAUCUCGACAGUCUGCCCCCGUACGAUGUCACUCACUACAAGGCGAGACAAGAACAAGUCCUGUUUGCACUGACAGCCACCACAGUGCUUCCAUCCUCACUUCCAACUACAACAACAACGGCAAAGGGGACCUCGAACAGCAAACAGCGUUUGGCGGGCAUUGACCUGCUGACCAGUCCAUUCGUACUCUACGAACCUUUCGACACCCAGGAACUCAUCUUCAAUCCGGUCGAUGAACGCCUCAUCCUGAAUUAUUUUUAA
This is a messenger RNA of Helobdella robusta, 771 nucleotides long. RefSeq lists its product as hypothetical. The record is from RefSeq and is a predicted model, not a curated record. Gene Ontology annotation, biological process: protein localization involved in establishment of planar polarity. Lineage: Eukaryota; Metazoa; Annelida; Clitellata; Rhynchobdellida; Glossiphoniidae. The transcript is spliced from 7 exons. The coding region runs from base 1 to 771 and encodes 256 amino acids. Gene Ontology annotation, cellular component: cilium; cytoplasm.